Molecule: messenger RNA, 3696 nt
Organism: Gekko japonicus
Lineage: Eukaryota; Metazoa; Chordata; Lepidosauria; Squamata; Gekkonidae
Product: dedicator of cytokinesis protein 1
Exons: 26
Coding region: 1-2874 (957 amino acids)
Biological process (GO): small GTPase-mediated signal transduction; cell migration
Cellular component (GO): cytoplasm; plasma membrane
Molecular function (GO): small GTPase binding; guanyl-nucleotide exchange factor activity
Source: RefSeq, a predicted model, not a curated record
AUGUCUGCCCUUUCAAAGUAUAUUUCUUAUUACAAAGAUGUACUUAUGACUUUAUAUUGCAGUUUGAAGGGGAAUUUUGUUGCAAGCAUGACAGCAAUUUUAAGACAAAUGGAAGAUUAUCAUUAUGCUCAUUUAAUCAAGACUUUUGGGAAGAUGAGAUCCGAUGUUGUUGACUUCUUGAUGGAGACAUUUAUUAUGUUCAAAAAUCUAAUUGGGAAGAAUGUGUAUCCUUCAGACUGGGUUAUAAUGAACAUGAUGCAGAAUAAAGUCUUUCUGCGAGCAAUUAAUCAGUAUGCAGAUAUGCUAAACAAAAAAUUUCUUGAUCAAGCCAACUUUGAGCUACAGCUUUGGAACAACUAUUUCCACCUUGCUGUUGCUUUUCUUACCCAAGAAUCACUGCAACUUGAGAACUUUUCAAGUACCAAAAGAGGCAAGAUACUUAACAAGUAUGGUGAUAUGAGGAGACAAAUUGGCUUUGAGAUCCGAGACAUGUGGUAUAACCUGGGCCAACAUAAGAUCAAAUUCAUUCCUGAGAUGGUGGGGCCCAUGUUAGAAAUGACACUGAUCCCUGAAACUGAACUUAGAAAAGCUACUAUUCCAAUCUUCUUUGAUAUGAUGCAGUGUGAGUUUCAUUCUACCCGGAGCUUCCAGAUGUUUGAAAAUGAGAUCAUCACCAAGUUGGAUCAUGAAGUAGAAGGAGGCCGAGGAGAUGAACAGUAUAAAGUGUUGUUUGAAAAAAUUCUCCUGGAGCAUUGCAGAAAACAUAAGUACCUUGCCAAAACGGGUGAAACUUUUGUUAAACUUGUGGUUCGUCUGAUGGAGAGACUUCUAGAUUACAGAACGAUUAUGCAUGAUGAAAACAAGGAGAAUCGCAUGAGCUGUACUGUCAAUGUAUUGAAUUUCUACAAAGAGAUUGAAAGAGAAGAAAUGUACAUAAGGUAUUUGUACAAGCUUUGUGACCUGCACAAAGAAUGUGAUAACUACACCGAAGCCGCCUACACAUUACUUCUGCAUGCAAAACUUCUUAAGUGGUCUGAAGAGCCAUGUGCUGCACAUCUUACUCAGCGGGAUGGAUACCAGGCAGCAACGCAAGGACAACUGAAAGAUCAGCUCUAUCAAGAAAUUAUCCAUUAUUUUGACAAGGGCAAGAUGUGGGAAGAAGCCAUUGCCUUGGGCAAAGAACUUGCCGAACAGUACGAAAAUGAAAUGUUUGAUUAUGAACAACUCAGUGAACUACUGAAAAAGCAAGCACAGUUUUAUGAAAGUAUUGUGAAAGUAAUCAGACCCAAACCAGAUUACUUUGCUGUUGGAUACUAUGGACAAGGGUUUCCUACAUUUCUGCGCAACAAAGUUUUUAUUUAUCGAGGAAAAGAAUAUGAGCGUCGUGAAGAUUUUGAAGCAAGGUUGUUAACCCAGUUUCCAAAUGCUGAAAAAAUGAAGACAACAUCUCCCCCAGGCGAAGAAAUUAAAAAUUCCCCUGGACAGUAUAUUCAGUGCUUCACUGUAAAACCAAAACUUGAUUUACCAUCAAAGUUCCACAAGCCAGUAUCAGAACAAAUUUUAAGUUUCUACAGGGUGAAUGAGGUUCAGCGAUUUGAGUAUUCACGACCAAUUCGAAAAGGAGAGAAAAACCCUGACAAUGAAUUUGCGAAUAUGUGGAUUGAGAGAACCAUUUAUGUGACGGGAUAUAAAUUACCUGGGAUUUUAAGAUGGUUUGAAGUCAAAUCAGUUUUUAUGGUUGAAAUCAGCCCACUUGAAAAUGCAAUAGAAACCAUGCAGUUAACAAAUGAUAAAAUCAACAAUAUGGUUCAGCAACAUUUGAAUGAUCCAAAUCUACCAAUUAAUCCUCUGUCUAUGCUGCUAAAUGGUAUUGUGGAUCCUGCAGUUAUGGGUGGCUUCACCAACUAUGAAAAGGCAUUUUUUACUGAAAAGUACAUCCAUGACCAUCCAGAGGAUCAUGAAAAAAUUGAAAAACUGAAGGACCUAAUAGCAUGGCAGAUUCCAUUCCUGACUGAAGGUAUCCGAAUUCACGGAGAGAAAGUAACAGAAGCACUUAGGCCAUUUCAUGAGAGGUUGGAAGCCUGUUUCAAGCAACUGAAAGAAAAAGUUGAGAAGCAAUAUGGUGUCAGGAGUCUGCCCUCCACUGUGGAUGAUAGACGAGGCAGUCGUCCAAGAUCUAUGGUUAGAUCAUUCACAAUGCCUUCUUCCUCAAGGCCACUGUCUAUUGCAUCUGUUUCCUCAAUUUCAUCUGACAGCACACCUUCUAGACCUGGCUCUGAUGGGUUUGUGCUUGAGCCCCUUCUGCCAAAGAAAAUGCAUUCUAGAUCACAAGAUAAGUUGGACAAGGAUGACCCAGAUAAAGAUAAGAAGGAGAAGAAGAAAGAAAAGAGAAACAGCAAACACCAAGAGAUAUUUGAAAAAGAAUUUAAAUCGACAGAUAUUUCUCUGCAACAGUCUGAAGCAGUGAUCCUUUCAGAAACGAUCAGUCCUCUGAGACCACAAAGACCAAAGAGCCAAGUGAUUAAUGUCAUGGGAAGUGAAAAACGUCUUUCUGUUUCACCAUCACCACCUUCUCAGCCUAUCCCUCCACCAAUCACUCCAAGGGCCAAGCUUUCUUUCAGUCUGCAGUCCAGUCUAGAACUAAAUGGCAUGAAUAGUUUGGAAAUGACAGACAUUCCUCCUCCGUUGCCUGUGAAAGGUAGUGUGGCAGAUUAUGGGUGUCUCACGGACAGCCAGGAAUCCGUUAGCCCUGCCACAUCUCCACCUGUACCACAGAGGCAACUGCCACCUCCACUACCAAGCAAAACACCACCACCACCUCCUCCAAAGACUACUCGGAAGCAAACUUCUGUGGACUCUGGGAUUGUCCAGUGACUCGAGAAAGGAUACCUCCAAAGACUAAGCUAUAAAGUUUAUUUUUUCCAAAAGAUUUUUAAAGAUGUACACUGUGUUUACACUGUUCAACACCUGCAGCAUCUAACAUUUAGUGCAAUAGUUCACACUUUCAGAGUGAUAUCAUUUCCAAGUAAGGUUGCAGGAUUAUGGACAUCUCCACUCCCCUCCCCCCAGCUUUCCAUAUGGCAACAUAUUAUUUACCUUUUUUAAAAUUUUUAAAUGGUUCCAUGACUUCUAGAAUCUUGGACUAUUUACAGUAAAGGAGUAGCAUCACACAGGAUCAAAGAAUAGGUCACUCCUCCACUGCAUUGACACAAAUAAGCCUUAUGAAAUAAAUUGACCGAAUGCCAGGAGUUCGAUUUUAGUAUCAUGAUUUUGUAAUCUUUGGUGUUGAGGAAUUAGUAAAAUAAAAACAUUUGUGAAUACAUCUAUAAUUGUGCUGGGCUGCCAUUAAUGCUGGCCUUUCAUUGGCUGAUUGCUCUUUAAAGUUGAAUUAUAACUGAAUGUGAUCCAGCCAACAACAGCUGCACAUGGUUUGGCUUGUAUUUUAGCAUAUUUUAGGCUCCUGAGCAGGCAUUAAUUUAUGAGGAAUGCAAAUACAGAAGUACUGAUAAUCUUAAAGUAAAAAAAUAGGAAUGGGGAAACAUAACAUUUUACAUGGGGUUGAUUACAGUUGUGUCAUUCUGUACAGACAUUUUGUAUAUAUGAUAGGUCUUAACAGUGUGUUUAAUUUCAUUAUGCCUGCUUUUUAAUAAUGGUGCGAUGUAACACAAAUGUGUUACAACCUUUUAAACUUUGGUA